AUGGCACGUAAAAUCAAGGAGGUAGAUGUUAAGUCGAAGUCGGAAGAACUAAAUUUGUCCGCUAGUGACGUUUCCGAUAGUGAAAUGGAGGGAUUUUCUGAUUCAAAUGAUAAACACGAUGAAUCCAGUUCUGGGGAUGAGCUUGAGGUUGAAACUAAAGGUGAAUCGGCCCAUACCGUUAAGAAAUUGGAUAGCUCAAAGAAAGGUUCAACGAAACAGACAAAGAGUCCUUCUGGUGUAGAACUCUCUUCAAUACUGUAUAUCUCCAGGCUACCUCAUGGGUUCCAUGAACGCGAAUUGUCAAAGUAUUUCUCCCAGUUUGGUGACCUGAAAAAGGUAGGUCUAGCUAGAAACAAGAAGACUGGUAACUCUAGACAUUACGGUUUUGUGGAGUUCGUCAACAAGGAUGAUGCGGUCAUCGCGCAGGAUUCAAUGCACAACUACCUUCUAAUGGGUCACCUGUUAAAAGUCGUUGUUCUUCCAAAGGGUAAGAAGAUUGAAAAGCUCUACAAGUAUAAGAAGCGUGUUCACAAGGAGACAUACAUAAAGAGUGUUGAAAAGGCCAAGAAAAAGGCUAACGCAAAACAUCAGCAGAGAAUAGAAAAAUUAAACGCCUCCGGCAUUGAAUUCAAGUGGUAG
Molecule: messenger RNA, 639 nt
Organism: Eremothecium sinecaudum
Lineage: Eukaryota; Fungi; Ascomycota; Saccharomycetes; Saccharomycetales; Saccharomycetaceae
Gene: NOP15
Product: rRNA-binding ribosome biosynthesis protein NOP15
Exons: 1
Coding region: 1-639 (212 amino acids)
Biological process (GO): maturation of LSU-rRNA from tricistronic rRNA transcript (SSU-rRNA, 5.8S rRNA, LSU-rRNA)
Cellular component (GO): nucleolus
Molecular function (GO): RNA binding
Source: RefSeq, a predicted model, not a curated record